UUGCUCGAGUUACUGUGCUUUUUGUGAAGAUGGUGCGGAAGAUAGUCUAAUUGUCCCAAUAGCAUUCAGUGUUGGCAACAGAUUGGUCUCUAGCUUAUUAUACAACAGAAUGAUAGAUUAUUUCCAACCGUUUUCACAAUUCUGCAGCACUUAACCGAGGAGCAAGUUUCUAGUGUUGUGGCUAUGCUUUGGAAUAUUUAGCAAAGAAAUAACAAAGUUUGAAACAAUUUGUUGGAGCCUGUUUCGUUGGUGUGUGUGUGAGACUGUGGCAGCAACACGCUGGUAGAGUGGCAGCAGGCGCAAACAGGCCUAUAGUUACCGUCGACAGAGAUCAUAAAACAGAAAUGCUCCUGCAGGCUCUACUUUAUCCACUUGGACCAAACCUCAAACAGGUACUUUUAAAUUGCAAUGUUGACGACGCUUCAUUCUCCACGCAGCAAAACAAAGUCGGUAUUGGUAUUUGUAUCUAAGACGAUCGGGGUCAUUUUGUUCUCGCAAAAAUUGAUUGGUUUUCCCUUUCUGGAUGUUGACAGCCACAAAAAAGUGGGUAUUGGUAUUUCAUAUUCCAAUUUCUCUGAUUAGUGUUGUUGAUUGUUGUUUACGCGACGAAAGACACCGAAAAAUCAAAUAGUCUUUGAUUCGGAGAUUCAUCAGAACAACAACAAAGCAAGGAAAAUUAAACAACUAGCCAAGCAAAAGGACCAACAAGAAGGAACAUUUGUGGCUUUUCGACCAAGUGUGUCACCUUGAAACCAUUAUUUCCAACUUGUCACAUUUUGAAAAUUAUAUCCCGAGUGUCACACUUUGAUUCUUUUGAAAAUUAUAUUCCCAAAUGUCACACUUUGAUUAAUCUUGAAUUUUUUUAAAACAAGAUCGGUCAAAGUGUGACAUGAAAAUAAUUUUCAAAAGAUGGCAAGUUGGGAAUAUUGAUUUCAAAAAAUGACACUUGGGUCAAAAAACCAACACUAAAUGAGGCUCCACGCUUAUGAAGGAUACAUAUCCUCUCCAACCAUUUAUCUCAUGUUUCUCAUUUCGCGUUGAUUUUAGCCGUUGAUCCACCAAUUGAUAUCUUUAAACUUAGAUGAGUAGCUAAAAUGUCAAACUUAAAAGGACCAGGAUUCCAUUUUUAUUUUUCUUUCUUUCAAUACAAACCAUAAAUAAAAAAAAGGAGCAUUUGAAUCAGAUUCAGCAAUAGAAAAAGGUACAGAGAAAGAAUCUAAAGAAAGAAGGGACACGUACAGUAAUACCGGUUCCAAUGUCGGGUUCCGGAACUCUAAGCCCAUUAAAUAUAACCCGGCCCGGCCCGUGAAGUGAGUAACACCAACAACGAAAACAAACAAACAAAGAUCCUUAAUUCUUUCUUCUACUAACACUGGUCAGUGUGUCACACAGUCGCCGCGCCGCGCCGCCGCACUAACUCUCUCUUUCUCCGUUCCUCUCACCCGUUUCCCAUCGCCGUCCGCCACCUCCGACAAAGAACCCAUUGUUCAAGCUUCGCCACUGUUACUUUUUCGUUACUCUGCGCCCACCCUUUCUUUAAAAGAGCUUCCCAAUACUUGAUCGAGUAUAUGGCUGCUCCUGGAGAAAUUGGGGUAUCUGAAUUCCUUCAGGGUACAUGUAGACAAACAUUGUUUUUGGCAAAGAAGCCUGAAAAACAUAGAAGCCAAUUGCUUUGGGGUACCCUUUGUAAUAGGGGUCGUGUUUCGACUCGUUCAACCCGUAAGUCAUUGCGUUUGAGGUGUCAAGCUCAAGAAAAUCCAAGAGUUGUGGUUACUGGGAGUGUUGCAGGUUCAGUAGAACAACAAUCUGGCUUGAUUGAGAAGCCUUCUGCGGAAGUUAUUCAUUUGUACCGUGUACCGUUUAUCCAAGAAAGUGCAGCUGCUGAGAUUUUAAAGGAAGCUCAAGCGAAAAUCUCUAAUCAGAUAGUGGACUUAAAGACUGAGCAAUGCUUUAAUGUUGGUCUUGGUUCACAACUUUCGAGCGAAAAGCUUUCGGUUCUUAGAUGGCUUCUUUCAGAAACAUUUGAACCCGAGAAUUUGGGAACUGAGAGCUUUCUUGAGAAGAAGAGUAAGGAGGGUUUGGAGAAAGUUAUUGUAGAGGUUGGUCCCAGGUUAUCUUUUACCACAGCUUGGUCUGCGAAUGCUGUGUCAAUUUGCCAAGCAUGUGGUUUGACGGAAGUUAAUCGUUUGGAACGGUCAAGGAGGUAUUUGUUGUACACAAAUGGUGAAUUACAAGAACAUCAAAUUAGUGAAUUUGCAGCUAUGGUGCAUGAUAGGAUGACUGAAUGUGUUUAUACUCAGAAGCUAACAUCCUUCGAGACCAGUGUAGUUCCGGAAGAUUAUUAUUAUAUACCUGUAAUGGAGAAAGGGCGGAAGGCAUUGGAAGAGAUUAAUCUGGAGAUGGGUUUUGCUUUUGAUGAACAGGAUUUGGAAUACUACACCAAACUUUUCAGAGAAGACAUUAAGCGUGAUCCAACUAAUGUUGAAUUGUUUGAUAUUGCUCAGUCCAACAGUGAACAUAGCAGGCACUGGUUUUUUACCGGAAAGAUCUUUAUUGACGGACAACCUAUGAAUAGGACUCUUAUGCAAAUUGUCAAAAGCACGUUACAGGCAAAUCUGAAUAACUCAGUUAUUGGCUUUAAGGAUAACUCAAGUGCAAUUAGGGGUUUUCAAGUGAAGCCGUUGCGACCAGUUCAGCCUGGUUCAACAAGCCCGUUAAACUUGACAGAACGCGACAUGGAUAUCUUAUUUACAGCUGAAACGCAUAACUUUCCAUGUGCUGUGGCACCUUAUCCUGGUGCAGAGACAGGUGCUGGAGGUCGAAUUAGGGAUACACAUGCAACAGGAAGGGGUUCGUUUGUCCAAGCAGCUACAGCUGGUUAUUGUGUUGGAAAUCUCAACACAUCAGGGUUAUAUGCUCCGUGGGAAGAUCCGUCAUUUACUUACCCGUCAAAUUUGGCACCGCCGUUGCAGAUUCUUAUAGAUGCAAGUAAUGGUGCAUCUGACUACGGCAACAAAUUUGGAGAGCCGUUGAUCCAAGGUUUCUGUAGAACUUUUGGAAUGAGACUUCCUAGUGGGGAUAGACGGGAAUGGUUGAAGCCGAUCAUGUUUAGUGCAGGAAUUGGGCAGAUUGACCACCAUCAUAUAACAAAAGGAGAGCCUGACAUUGGAAUGCUGGUUGUUAAAAUUGGAGGUCCCGCUUAUCGUAUUGGGAUGGGAGGUGGCGCAGCCUCGAGCAUGGUUAGUGGGCAGAAUGAUGCAGAGCUUGAUUUCAAUGCCGUGCAACGUGGGGAUGCUGAGAUGGCACAAAAACUGUACCGUCUUGUUCGUGCCUGUAUUGAGUUGGGGGAUAAAAAUCCAAUUGUGAGUAUUCAUGAUCAAGGUGCUGGUGGGAACUGUAAUGUUGUGAAGGAAAUUAUUUACCCCAAGGGUGCUGAGAUUGAUGUCCGAUCAAUUGUGGUUGGUGAUCAUACAAUGUCUGUUCUAGAGAUUUGGGGUGCAGAGUAUCAGGAGCAAGAUGCAAUCUUGGUGAAGCCCGAAAGUCACGAGCUCUUAAAAUCAAUCUGUAAAAGGGAAAGGGUUUCAAUGGCCGUGAUUGGAACUAUUAGUGGCGAUGGACGAGUUGUGUUAGUUGAUGGUUUAGCAACUCAGAAGUGUCUCUCAAAUGGACUCCCUCCACCUCCCCCUGCCGUGGAUCUUGAACUUGAGAAGGUCCUUGGUGACAUGCCUCAAAAAUCAUUUGAAUUUAAUCGAAUUGUUUAUGAGCGAGAGCCGCUUGAUAUUGCCCCUGGGGUUACAGUCAUAGAUUCUCUAAAGAGGGUAUUGAGAUUACCAUCGGUCUGUUCAAAACGCUUCUUGACAACAAAAGUCGAUAGGUGUGUUACCGGUCUAGUGGCACAACAGCAAACUGUUGGCCCUUUGCAAAUUCCCCUAGCUGAUGUCGCUGUUACCGCUCAGACUUUUACUGACUUGACUGGAGGUGCGUGCGCCAUUGGGGAACAACCAAUCAAAGGUCUGCUAGACCCAAAGGCGAUGGCUCGGUUAGCUGUUGGAGAAGCACUCACCAAUCUUGUAUGGGCAAAGGUGACUUCACUUUCUGAUGUCAAGGCAAGUGGCAAUUGGAUGUACGCUGCCAAGCUUGACGGGGAAGGGGCUGCCAUGUAUGAUGCUGCUAUAUCUUUGUCGGAAGCAAUGAUUGAACUUGGUAUUGCUAUUGAUGGAGGAAAAGACAGCCUUUCUAUGGCAGCCCGUUCUGGAAGCGAAGUUGUCAAGGCUCCUGGAAAUCUUGUAAUCAGUGUUUAUGUUACUUGUCCUGAUAUUACAAAAACUGUGACUCCAGAUUUGAAACUUGAAGAUGACGGUGUUUUGCUUCAUAUUGAUUUGUCAAAGGGAAAGCGGCGAUUAGGUGGAUCUGCUCUUGCACAAGCAUUUGACCAAGUUGGAGAUGACUGUCCUGAUCUUGAUGAUAUUCCUUAUCUUAAAAAGGUCUUUGAAGGUGUUCAAGAGCUUCUUACUGAGGAACUGAUCUCCGCUGGUCAUGAUAUCAGUGACGGUGGGCUCCUAACUUGUGCCUUAGAGAUGGCAUUUGCCGGUAACCGUGGACUUAUUUUGAACUUGAAUUCACAAGGUAAUAGCCUUUUCCAAACACUAUAUGCAGAAGAGCUUGGGUUAGUUCUUGAGGUAAGCAAGAAAAAUUUGGGUAUUGUGAUGGAUAAAUUGAACAAUGUGGGAGUUUUGGCUGAAACCAUCGGUCAAGUUACUGCCACUCCAUCGAUCGAAGUUAAGGUUGAUGGGGUGACUUAUUUGGAAGAAAAAACUAGUCUUCUUAGGGACAUGUGGGAAGAUACUAGUUUUCAGCUGGAAAAAUUCCAAAGGUUGGCUUCUUGUGUGGAUAUGGAGAGAGAAGGUCUUAAAAAUCGUUACGAACCUUCAUGGGAACUGACUUAUACUCCUUCUUUCACCGAUGAUAAGUACAUGUCUGCUGCUUUAAAACCUAAAGUAGCUGUGAUAAGAGAAGAAGGGAGCAACGGAGACAGAGAAAUGGCUGCAGCGUUUCAUGCUGCUGGUUUUGAACCAUGGGAUGUUACUAUGUCAGACCUUCUUAAUGGUGUGGUCUCUUUGCAAGAGUUCCGUGGAAUUGUGUUUGUUGGUGGGUUUAGCUACGCCGAUGUGCUUGAUUCUGCAAAAGGUUGGUCUGCUUCUAUAAGAUUCAACGAGUCGGUUUUAAAACAAUUUCAAGAGUUUUACAAGCGUCCCGACACUUUCAGUCUAGGCGUAUGCAAUGGUUGUCAGCUCAUGGCUUUGUUAGGAUGGGUACCAGGACCUCGAGUUGGGGGUGUGCAUGGUGCUGGUGGCGACCUGUCACAGCCUAGGUUCAUUCACAAUGAGUCCGGGCGAUUCGAAUGCCGCUUUACAAAUGUUACAAUAAAGGACUCACCGGCUAUAAUGUUCAAAGGUAUGUCUGGUAGUACAAUGGGGAUAUGGACUGCUCAUGGUGAAGGAAGAGCGUAUUUCCCAGAUGAAGGUGUGCUGGAACGCGUUGUUCAUUCAGAGUUAGCUCCUGUAAGAUAUUGUGAUGAUGCUGGUAAUCCAACAGAGACAUAUCCUUUCAAUGUAAAUGGCUCUCCUUUAGGAGUAGCGGCUAUUUGUUCUCCGGAUGGAAGACAUCUUGCAAUGAUGCCUCAUCCAGAGCGUUGCUUCUUAAUGUGGCAGUAUCCAUGGUAUCCAAAGCUGUGGAAUGUUGAUAAGAAGGGUCCUAGUCCUUGGUUGCGCAUGUUCCAGAAUGCUAGAGAUUGGUGUUCACAAGAUGAAAUAUGAGGAAUAAGAUAUCCUCAACGCUCACUGUUUGCUGGCAAGGAAAACCAGGCACUCGUCUGAAGGAGAAGCUGUGUCUCUUUCGAAGACCUAAAUGCCAUCCUUUAUUCUUCGGUCCAAAUAUCAAUUCAACAGAAGCUUCAUUUUGUUUUUGCUGCAUUCUUUUCUUAGUACUUGUGGAUUGCAUAGAAUUGUUCUUUCUUAAUCUACAUUGUUAGUGUGUUAGCUAUAGUCUAAGAAAAUGUAUUGGCAGAGAAAUAGGAAUUGGAAUAGCAGCAAACAGACUUGUUGACUGGUUUUUUGCAGGAAAGGGAGGGAGUGAUAGUCGGAGUUUGCUGGUAUAAUGCAGCCAGCGAUAAAUAAUACUCCGACAGUUUUACGUUUUUGAUGAAUUUGAAGCAUUUUCUUAUUAUCAUUACGACAUAAUGUAAUGUGCUUGAAAAUUCUGUUUGUUUCUUUAUCUUAUGUGAUUUCAACAAAUCUUAGAGUAUUUGAUUAUUUGGACUGUCAUGAAUAGAAACUUUGGACUGUCAUCAAUAGAAACAUGA
Molecule: messenger RNA, 6361 nt
Organism: Trifolium pratense (red clover)
Lineage: Eukaryota; Viridiplantae; Streptophyta; Magnoliopsida; Fabales; Fabaceae
Product: probable phosphoribosylformylglycinamidine synthase, chloroplastic/mitochondrial
Exons: 6
Coding region: 1569-5816 (1415 amino acids)
Biological process (GO): 'de novo' IMP biosynthetic process
Molecular function (GO): phosphoribosylformylglycinamidine synthase activity
Source: RefSeq, a predicted model, not a curated record